AUGAGGAAUGGAGCGAAGAAGCGAAAGAAACAAAUGGAGGUUGUUCACGACAAUAGUAGGACGAUAUCGGAUAUCACUUUUCAGAGGACACAAGAAGCAAAUGCAUUUCAAAUUCCGUAUUAUAAACUGCUUAAAACGUAUUUCAUACUUACGGGACAACAUCCAUCUCAGUCGAAUUUCGUGAACAAGUUUAUCGCAACGCUGAUAGUUGGGACUCUCGUUAGUUACAUAUUGCCUACGUAUUUCCAAAUACACGUAUCGUCACGUGAGAAGGAUUGGAACGGAGUCAUAGAGUGUAUGCCACAUCUAGUUACAUCUAUUAUUAGCAUUACAAAAUUAAUGAGCCUCCAACUCAACAGAAAAGACUUACAAAAAUUAUACGUCUCCGUGAAAAAAGACUGGGAGAUAUUGGAGCUUAGCGGUGAUUUACACGUUCUGGAAGAUAUGACCAAAACAGGAAGUAAAAUUGCCCUAUUAUACAGGUGUAACUUAUUACUCUUAUUGACACUAUUCGUAUUGAUUCCAAUGUUGAAUCCCGCAUUGGAUGUCAUUAUGCCGCUGAACGAAACCCGACCACGGCAGACAGUAUUUAAAGCUUACUAUUUUGUGGGCGACGAUGAGUAUUUUUAUUCCAAGUAUUGGCACGCGACAAUAUCUGCAGCCGUGUGUGUGCUACCGAUAGUCGGUGUUGAUUCUUUCUACAUGACCAUAGCUCAUCAUGCUGCAGGAUUGUUUGCAGCUUGCGGGUGUAAGAUUAGAAAACUGACAGAAGAUAUGGGUAAAAGAGGAAUAGCUUCGGAAGACAUUGGAUUUGAAGAAGUCCGUCAAUGCGUCGUUGCGCACAACAAAGCACUCGAAUUCGCAGCGUUUCUGGACAAUAUGAACCGACAGAAUUUCUUACUUCAGGUUGGGUUGAACAUGAUCGGUAUCAGCGUCACAGCUUUUCAAGCUGCCACGCACUUGAGCGAACUCGAUCAAGUAAUGAGAUUCGGUAUGUUCUGCAUAGGACAAAACUUUCAUCUGUUCUACAUCAGCGUACCUGGACAGAUAAUUGCUGAUCAAAGUAUAUAUCUAGCACGAACCCUGUACGACUCCGAAUGGUAUAAUGCACCAGUGAAAAUACAAAAAAUACUUCUCAUAAUCCAAAUGAGAGCCAGCAAACCGUGCGAAUUAACUGCAGGUGGACUGUAUAAAAUGAACGUAGAAACGUUUGGAAUGACUUUUAAAACGUGCAUGUCGUAUUUCACAAUGAUGCUCUCUAUGCAAGAAUGAUGAAUUAUAUUUUCGAUCCGCGUCAAAUGGACUAGUCGAUCUGUAUCCGAAUAAAAUUGUAAAUUCCUGUCUGA
Messenger RNA from Hylaeus volcanicus, 1346 nucleotides. RefSeq lists its product as uncharacterized. The transcript is spliced from 10 exons. Gene Ontology annotation, biological process: detection of chemical stimulus involved in sensory perception of smell; sensory perception of smell. NCBI's taxonomy places the organism in Eukaryota, Metazoa, Arthropoda, Insecta, Hymenoptera, Colletidae. Gene Ontology annotation, cellular component: plasma membrane. The record is from RefSeq and is a predicted model, not a curated record. Gene Ontology annotation, molecular function: olfactory receptor activity; odorant binding. The coding region runs from base 1 to 1272 and encodes 423 amino acids.